AUGAUUUACAACAUCCUCAAUUUGAACAAUAUAAACUCAGUCCAGGUGCAUCUAACCAAGGGGUCUACACUCUCUCGUUCAGAGUCAAAACCCCAACCUAAGAGGCAGCGUGGAGCACCAACUAAUGAAAUUAGCUUUUCUGAUAAUGAUCACGCAAGGUUUACUUUUCCCCAUAGUGAUGCCCUAGUUAUAGACUUGAGGGUAAAUAGGUACUCUAUCGAACAAAUCCUCAUCAAUCAAGGGAGCAACUAUGAAAUCAUGUACUACAAAACCUUUCUCAAGCUCGGCCUGAAGGAUGGGGAUCUCAAACCAGCAGAUUACCCCCUAUUUGACUUUAAUGCCAAUCUUGAGUACCCUCUUGGCAACAUUGUGUUGCCCAUCCGUGCCAGCACCAAGACACUAGAUGUGAAAUUCCUAGUUGUCAAGCUCUCAUCUUCUUACAACAUAAUUAUGGGCCGAAUGCGGCUUCACACGAUGAAGGUUGUGCUGAGCACAAACCAUCAGCUUUUGCAGUUCCCUACCGAGCAUGACAUUGAGCAAAUUCGGGAUCUCAAAAAUCAAUGA
Camellia sinensis is the source of this 564-nucleotide messenger RNA. NCBI's taxonomy places the organism in Eukaryota, Viridiplantae, Streptophyta, Magnoliopsida, Ericales, Theaceae. The record is from RefSeq and is a predicted model, not a curated record.